Molecule: messenger RNA, 1991 nt
Organism: Blastomyces dermatitidis ER-3
Lineage: Eukaryota; Fungi; Ascomycota; Eurotiomycetes; Onygenales; Ajellomycetaceae
Product: transcription initiation factor TFIID subunit 9B
Exons: 1
Coding region: 244-1224 (326 amino acids)
Biological process (GO): DNA-templated transcription initiation; RNA polymerase II preinitiation complex assembly
Cellular component (GO): SAGA complex; transcription factor TFIID complex
Molecular function (GO): transcription coactivator activity; RNA polymerase II general transcription initiation factor activity; protein heterodimerization activity
Source: RefSeq, a predicted model, not a curated record
CUUCUGUAUAUCAAUGGAAUUUCCUGUAUCUGGCGCCCCAGCUCCUGCGCAAUUGCUUGAAUUGAAGGACUACAUUACUCUACGGGCGCCAUACAACCAAAAGCAUAUGUACCACGAUCACCCUCCAAUCUCCACCUCCUAACCAUCCGCGCGGGGGCCUACCUCCCCCCGAAACAGCGGCCAACACUCACGACAUCAAACGAGCUGCGCAAUUGCGCCUGAGCCCAAUAAUUAUAUCAUAUCAUGACCUCGCCACGGCCAAACCCAGGCGCAUCUGCCUCAUCUACACAGCCCCUCACUCCGCCCGCCGAUGCGCCCUCUGCCGCGAACAAUCCCUCCCAAGCAAACAACCUACCGCCGACCGCCGCCGCCGCCAACACCUCCACCUCUACCCCAACGAACCCAGCCAACCCAACCCUCCUCCCAGCAACCUCGCUACAAGACACAGGCAAAUCCCGCCGCCCGCGCGAUGCCCGCCUCAUUCACAUGCUCCUCGCCUCCCUCGGCGUAACCGCCUACCAAGAACGCGUCCCUCUCCAACUUCUCGACUUCGCUUACCGAUACACAUCCAGCACGCUGCAGGAUGCUGUCUACCUCGCUACGGAGGGAUAUCCGGGGGAGUCUGGCGGCGGCGGUGGUACGUCUAAAGGGGGCGGGGAUGGAAAGGUGCCUGGCGGAGGAGGAGGAGCAGGGUCCCAGCAGCCUGGAAAUUUAGAUCUGAGCUCCGUCAGCCUGGGAGCACUACGGAUGAGCAUUGCGUCGCGUCUGCAUUAUCAGUUUCAGCGCGGUUUGCCGAAGGAGUUUCUCAUGGAUGUUGCGGCGGAGAGGAAUCGGAUGAUGCUGCCUGGUGUUAUGCGCGGGGUUGACGGUGGGGCGGCGGCUAGUGCGGCGGCAGCGUCGGCUGGCGGUGUUAUGAUGGGUGGGAUGAGGUUGCCGCCUGAGCGGUUUUGUUUGACGGGGGUUGGGUGGGGGUUGAAGGAGGAGUGGGAGAGCGAAGGGGAUGAUGAGGACGGGGAGAAGGGGAUGGAGAUGGAUGUUGAUGGCAAUGAUAAUAAUGGGCAGCAGGUUGCUGGGUCGGGCCAGGGGUCGUUUGCGAAGGAGGGAGGAGGAGAUGGGGAGGAUGAUGAUGAUGGGGAUGGGGAUGGGACGAUGGAGGACAUAUUUGGUGAUGACAGGUUAGAUGGGGAGGGGCGAGAUGAAGAUAAGACCAUGACGGAUGUUUGAUACCCCCAGCUUUACUGAAACAUCAGUGGCUGAUGGGUUUGGGGUUUGAUAUAUUUUACCAGGUUUUGCUCGCUUGCCUCAUCUCCGUCUCUGCUUGCUAUGGUUUUGCGCGUUGCUCUGUUUUCAUCUUUUUCUUUCCAUGAUCAUGCGCGUAUUUGUUUGUCACUGUUUGGGAUGGGCGUUUGAUUUUCAGUUGCUCCACACGCAAGCUGUCAUCCGGAUGGGCGUCUCGGUACGGGCGAGAAACAAAAUGAGCUGGAGAAUAUAUUAUUUAGGGCCGGAACGUCCUGUUCUGUUUAGCGGAGAUCUAAACGCCAUUUAUACCAAGCUGUAUUUAUACAAAGAGGUUUUCAAAGCAGAGAUGGGGAGAAAAUGGAGAAAAAGAAGCUACUCUCCCACUUAUCCCAACAUUCCUCAAAGAAAAGAAAAGCCAAAAAGAAAGGAAAGAGGAAUCGAAUCAAAACAAAGCUCUCCCACCAACGCCAAAUAAUGCACCCAUAAAGAUAAGCGGCGUGGCCCCGAAAAGCGAAGAAGAAGAAAAAAAAUCCGAAAAUAUUUAUACAUACACACAGGCAUAAAUAUGAAUAUAACCCCCACCCUAACCUAGCCACCCUUUCUUCACCCUCUCUGCCUCCGCUUUUCUCCGUCUCUCCUCAUCCUCCCUCAUCAUCUGUAUGACCUCUCGCCGCCUCUCUGCCGUCUUCUGUUCUUCCAGCUCCCGAGCCCGCCUCCGCUCCUCGCGGCCGGCAAACCACUCUUCGCGUGCG